AACCAGAUGAUUUAGUUAAUGAAAAUUCAACAAAUUUAGAAGUUGGAAACUUUAUAUCAUUAUCAUCUAGAUUAGAACCUGAUGAAUCUUCAAAUUUAAGUGAAGAUGUUAUACACAGAGAUAAGGAUUUUGAUAUAAAUGAACUUAUUGAUAGUUUAGAUUAA
Molecule: messenger RNA, 164 nt
Organism: Scutellospora calospora
Lineage: Eukaryota; Fungi; Glomeromycota; Glomeromycetes; Diversisporales; Gigasporaceae
Source: the annotation of a GenBank genome assembly